Silurus meridionalis is the source of this 4778-nucleotide messenger RNA. It is a transcript of the gene klhl11, whose product is annotated as kelch-like family member 11. NCBI's taxonomy places the organism in Eukaryota, Metazoa, Chordata, Actinopteri, Siluriformes, Siluridae. The transcript is spliced from 2 exons. The record is from RefSeq and is a predicted model, not a curated record. Gene Ontology annotation, molecular function: protein binding. Bases 1136 to 3445 code for a protein of 769 amino acids.
UAUAAAGAAGAGAAGAGAAUGCACAUAAGGCAUUAAAAAAAUGUGUUUUUGGCCUUUGAGUUUAAAGGUUUUGACAUGUUCUUGAAGGAAGUUAUGAGGGACUUGAUAACAGAGUAGAAUCAUAUAAAAUUGGGUUUAUGAUUAAUAUCAUUUUUCUGCAGAUUAAUUCUACCCAAGAGUCAAAGCAAUAAAACCGUAUAAUCAAAAUGACCAUUAUUUUAGUGAAAACCUACAAAUAAAAGCUUCUGUAAAUUGUACAUUUUUUAUUUGUAUUUUUUUAGAACUGUAGAAUAGUAGCACAGAAACUUCUGACCAAAAAGACUUGAAGAACAUUUAGAAAUCUUUUUCAACAUCACAAAAGGCGCAUUAUGAAGAGAAAUGUGCUCGAGAGAAGUUUACAGGAGGAAUAGGAUUUUAUUUAGGAUUCAUUUCUCUUUAAAAGAUGUUAUUUAUUCUUAUACACACAAAAGCAAAAUGUUUUAAUGUGUACAUAAAAGAAUUUGACAGUAAAUACGGUACAUUUGACAUCAAUAAGCAGAAAUUUGACCAUUUUAUUCUUAAAUUUGAGUUAUUAAAUUCUAUAAAUAUUUUAAAGAUAAUUUUAUGUUAAGUAAAGUCCCCUCUAUGCGCUUUAAAGGAAAAAGAAGAAACAUUUAUCCUUUUUUUCUCCCUUUUUAUUUUCUCAAUGUUAUAUGAUUGUUAUAAUGUAAAUAUGCAUUAUUUGUUGAUACUUUUUGUUAUUCUUCUUUAAAUUAAUAAAGAAAGUACCUGUAUUAGGCUUUAACUUUAUCAUCAUUUAUUAUUAUUAUUAUUAUUGUUGUUAUUAUUAUAUUUACAGACUUGUAAAGACGUCAUAAUGAAUAAUUUUGACGUAUAUAAAAGAAGUUUAUGAAAUAUAAAAUGUGUUUUAUAGAUUUCAGAUUUCAUAUCUCUCGCUUUUUAAAACGCUAGUCGCUCGGGCACGGCGGCGUUUCUGAUUGGCCGGUACUUCCUGGAGGAUUGUAGGUGGGAAUUGUAGUCUUUGUUUUGUAGUCCCGGCUCGGGUUCACUUCCGGAAGCGGACAGCUUUCGGCUCUAUGGCAACGUCAUCGGUGCGGCGUGUGCGCGUGCGUCCGUUCGCCCGUGUGUGGUGUGUAUGUUCGUGUGCGUGUGCCUGAGUCUGCUCUACCGGACCGAGUUAGCGCGUGUUCUACGGUUUCGACCCGCGGAGGCGUGCGACAUGGCGGCGGCAGCAGCGGCGGCAUCGUCAUCAUCAUCAUCAUCCUCAUCAUCCACGGCGGCGGCGGCCCCGACCUCCAGCCCGAGCACGAGCCCGAACACGAACGCAGGCCGGAGCGCAGGUUCGAGUUCCGUUACCAGUCCGGAGGAGGUGCAGCGGCCCGCGGUAGUAGCGGCGGCGGCGGCAGCAGCGGCAGCAGCAGCGGCAGCGGCAGCGGCGGCAGCUCUGGCGGGUGACGGAGAACCAGAGGAAGCCGAACAGUUCUCCUCAGCGCAGCACUGCUCGGAGCUCGCGCGGCGGCAGAACGAGCAGCGGAAGCUCGGGCUCUUCUGCGACGUCACUUUAGCGUUCAGCGGCGGUGGUGCUGGAGGAGGUGGUGUAGGAAGAGUAGAGAGCGCAGGGGCGGACACCGGGUUCGAGCUCGGCGCGCACCGUUCCGUGCUCGCAGCCGCCACCGACUACUUCACCCCGCUGCUCGGCGGCCAGUACGCGGAGUCCGUGUCGCGGCGCGUCGAGAUGAAGGAGUGGAGCAGCGAGGCGGGGCCCGAGCGCGAGACCGUCGAGAGCGUGGUGCAGUUCAUGUACACCGGAGAGAUCCGGGUCAGCACGAGCAACGUGCACGAGGUGCUGGAGCUCGCUGACAGGUUCCUGCUGGUGCAGCUGAAGGAGUUCUGCGGCGAUUUCCUGAAGCGGAAGCUGAGUCUGGCGAACUGCGUGGCCGUACACAGCCUGGCGCACAUGUACACGCUGGACCAGCUGGCGUUGCGUGCCGCCGAAAUGAUCCGCCGCAACUUCCACCGGGUGAUCCAAGACGACGAGUUCUACACGCUCCCAUUUCACCUGGUCCGCGACUGGCUGAGCGAUGCCGAGAUCACCGUCGACUCGGAGGAGGUUUUGUUCGAUGCUGUCAUCAAGUGGGUGCACCGUGGCACAGAGGACCGCGAGCGGCACUUUGAGGAGCUUUUCCGCCUACUUAGGCUGCCGCAGAUCAAGCCGACUUACCUGACGAGGGUGGUGAAGAAUGAGCCGCUCGUGGCGCGGAACGAGGCGUGUCUCAAACUGGUCUCGGAGGCUGUGGAGAGUCACGCCAUCCGUUUUGAGAACCACAAAAAGUCGCCGUCCGAUUCGGAAUUCUGGGCCGCCUUUCAGCCUCGUUUCGGGCAAAACAUGGACGUCAUCAUGGUGGUCGGCGGUGUUUCGGAAGGAGGCGACUAUUUGAGCGAGUGCGUUGGGUAUUUUGUCUACGAAGAUCGUUGGGUGAACCUCCCACACAUCCAUAACCACCUCGACGGCCACGCGAUCGCGGUCACGGAUUCGUACGUCUACGUCGCAGGAUCGAUGGAGCCCGGAUUCGCCAAAACCGUGGAGCGAUACAAUCCAAAUCGCAACACUUGGGAGCAAGUGAGCAAUCUGACGACACGAAAACACUCAUUCGGGCUUACGUGCGUAAAAAAUAUCCUCUACAGCAUUGGAGGGCACGGAAACUUUAGCCCAGGCUUCAAGGACGUAAGCGUUUACGAACCGGAGCAGGACAAGUGGCACAACUUGGAAUCGGCACCGAAAAUCCUGCGGGACGUCAAAGCGAUUAGCGUUGAAGAUCGGUACGUUUAUGUGACUGCGAGGACGCCUGUGGAUACCGACAACGAUGACGGACUGAAGACCGUGACGACCAGAUACGACACCGAAAGCCGCCAGUGGCAGGAAGUUGACUCUUUGCCCCUGAUCGACAAUUACUGCCUCUUCCAAAUGGCUGUGGCAUCCACCAAUUUUUACCACACGGCAUCCUGCUGUCCGAGAAGCUACACCAACGUCAGAGACGAAGCCGCGCGGCUGAAAAUCAGUGCCCGAAUCUCGGAUGAGAUCCUCGAAAGCCUGCCUCCAGAGGUCACUAGUGUCGAAGGAGCCGCGGUAUGCUUCCUCGGAGACGAUGUUUUUGUCAUCGGCGGCUGGAAAAACAGCGACGACGUGGACAAGCAGUACCGCAAAGAGGCGUACCGGUACUGCGCUGAGAGAAAACGGUGGAUGCUCCUCCCUCCGAUGCCGCAGCCUCGUUGUAGGGCGACCGCGUGCCACGUCCGAAUCCCGUACCGCUUCCUGUACGGGUGCCAGAGGUAUCCGAUGCCGCAGAACCUAGCGCGGCAGCGAGACCGGAUGCAGCAGAUGCAGCAGCUCCAUCGGCGCACCCUCACCCUGCGCAGGCAGCUGCAGUCCCAGAUUGAAUGCUGAAGGAAUACACAAUAUCCGGCUGUGUUUUGGGUCUAAACUGACGGUCCUCUGGGCCACCAGGUAUCGACGAGGAGCCGAUUUUGUGAACACCUUUUAAUGCCGUUAUUGAAACAUAUGUAACAUCUUUUGGUCCAGCUUUCAUCUGUUCACCGUGGAAACUGAGGUCGGCAACUUUGAUGGAACAUGGAAAGUAAUUGUGCGAAAGAAUUCUGGAAAACAUCAUCCAGGCCACUUGGGGUUGCUGGUUCUGCCAUUUUUCAUCGCCUUUUAGCGCUUCUUCGUAUAUUUAUUUGUCAGCGUUUCGGUAGACCUGGACUGAAGCAGUCAGUGAUGAGCGAAAGCCCCUCGUGUCCACUGGGAGGCGACAUCGAGCAACAAGCAAUGAGAGAGAAAAAAAUAACAUUCCACCAUUACAGGUUUCAUAUUGUGUUCUGUUUGUGAUAUUUGUCAAGAUUUUAUCGCUUUGACCAGUAGGACACUAGGCAAAGUUGUGCACAACGAUGCAUCACUUCCUGUGAUGGAUUUCCCUUCCCCCGGCCCUGACAUUGUGUUUGAUGGCUUUUCAAAAUAGCACCGUGUACCUGAGUAAACUUUCCAGCGGCUCAAGUCAGUGAAUAUAAUGUGCUUGUAUUUAAGUCAGCUUUUUUUUUCCUCGAUUAAGUGUAUUAUAUAAUGUAUAAGUUGAUGGUUCAUAACCGUAAGCUGUUUUCAUGCUUAAUGUUUAACAGCCCACUAGAGGGCCACGUGGAGCGACGCCAUUCGGGCGGUAACAAAUGCACCGUAUGCGGCAUUAGCGCUUUGCGUGCUGCUGCCUGUUUAAACCGUAUUAAAACGCACUCAAAAAAUUGCCGUUUUCUUCUUUCAUGCUAAAAAUAAUCAAAUGAACCCGCCGUGAUACGAAUCCGGAGCCGUUUAACCGGAUCCCGCGUAAUAAAAAAUACAGCACAUUUCGCAGGUCUGAAUGUUGGAUUUUUGUGGACAGGGCUUGAAGAGGAAGUGAUGAGGUGUAGGGCGUGGUGUAUAUAAUAAAGGUGUAAUAUAUAAAGAUGUACAGGACGGAUUGAAGAAGUCGCGUGUAUUAAUUGUUAAUUCCGGACACAUGCAGCGGCGCUUCGCCUUUAUUUUUGGUGUUUGGCGUCAAAGACGAACGAAGAACCAGCCGUAAGACAAUGAUCCCUUUUUUUAUUCAGUAUGUUGUGUCUUAUCUCGUCCGUGAGCAGUUACGCAACGCAAGAAUUCCGCGUAGACAACCAGAAUGUUUGAUUUUUAGACGGUUAUUUUGUUACGUUAAAAUCUUUUUAAGGUUGAAACACUAAACAUCGUCUUUGCCACA